Molecule: messenger RNA, 1804 nt
Organism: Medicago truncatula (barrel medic)
Lineage: Eukaryota; Viridiplantae; Streptophyta; Magnoliopsida; Fabales; Fabaceae
Product: serine carboxypeptidase II-2
Exons: 9
Coding region: 145-1563 (472 amino acids)
Biological process (GO): proteolysis
Cellular component (GO): vacuole
Molecular function (GO): serine-type carboxypeptidase activity
Source: RefSeq, a predicted model, not a curated record
CUUGGAUGCAAAGAUACAAAAACUGACAGUGCAAAAAUACAAAACUGACAUUCAAUAAUUACCUUAUCUUCAUAUACUAUAGUUAAUUAAUAUUCUUAUAAAUACUACAGAAUUGAGUGGUACUGUACCUAUCUACCAUCUGAAAUGGCCAAUUCUAAGUGGUCUCAAAUUUUGUUCAUUGUCAUCAUAACAUUGGCAAACCUUUUCCAAUGUAACAUUGCAACAGAUCCAUUUGUCCAACAAGGACAGGACAAUAUUGGUAGAGCACUUCCAGGUCAAAACUUCAACAUCAGCUUUGAACAUUACUCUGGUUAUAUAACAGUGAAUGAGGAUGUUGGUAGGAACUUGUUUUACUGGUUCAUUCAAGCUGAUCAUGUAGAUCCUACUUCUAAGCCACUUCUUUUGUGGUUCAAUGGUGGUCCUGGUUGUUCUUCUAUUGCUUAUGGUGAAGCUGAGGAAAUUGGUCCUUUUCAUAUUAAUUCAGAUGGCAAAAACCUUCAUUUUAAUCCUUAUUCUUGGAAUCAAGUUGCCAAUAUUCUUUAUAUUGACUCUCCUGUUGGAGUUGGAUUUUCAUAUUCAACAAAGAAUUCAUCUGAUGACAUUCUCAACAAUGGCGAUAAGAGGACAGCUGAGGAUAAUCUCAUAUUUCUAUUAAAGUGGUUUGAGCGUUUUCCCCAGUACAAAAAAACAGACUUUUUCAUCAGUGGUGAGAGCUAUGCAGGACAUUAUGUUCCACAACUUAGCCAAGUUAUUGUCAAGUACAACUCAGCUACAAAACACGAUUCUAUAAAUUUCAAAGGUUUCAUGGUGGGAAAUGCUCUAACAGAUGAUUUCCAUGAUCAAUUGGGGAUUUUCGAGUUUAUGUGGACAAAUGGUAUGAUCUCGGAUCAAACAUUCAAGCUCUUGAACUUGCUAUGUGAUUUUCAGUCAGUCGAACACCCGUCACAGUCCUGUGAAAGGAUCUUGGAAAUUGCUGAUAAGGAAAUGGGUAAUAUAGACCCAUACAGUAUCUUCACUCCUCCUUGCCAUGCUAAUGAUAAUCAGCAGAUCAAAAGAAAGAAUAGUGUUGGAAGACUAAGAGGCGUGUAUGAUCCUUGCACCGAAAAGCACAGCACUAUAUACUUCAAUCGACCAGAGGUCCAAAGGAUUCUACAUGUUGAUCCAGAUUAUAAGCCUGCUAAAUGGGAGACCUGCAGCACUGUGGUAAAUACAAACUGGAAGGAUUCUCCUAGAACAGUACUCGACAUAUAUCGUGAACUUAUUCCUACUGGUCUACGAAUAUGGAUAUUCAGUGGCAAUACAGAUGCUGUAAUCCCAGUAACAUCUACUCGCUAUACUAUAAAUGCUCUCAAGCUUCCAACCGUGAGCCCUUGGCGUGCAUGGUAUGAUGACGGGGAGGUAGGAGGAUGGACCCAAGAAUACGCCGGACUCACGUUUGUAAAUGUAAGGGGUGCCGGGCAUGAAGUUCCUCUGCAUAGACCAAAACUUGCGCUAACAUUGAUCAAAGCCUUCUUAGCAGGAACCUCCAUGCCAACUCUUGAACCACUCACCGCCGCCUCUUGAUAUGAUUCGUUCAAGUUAUGGUUGUUACAUUGCCAUUUGUGUUUGUUUUCCAUUGAAUAUUUGUCAAUAGUAUUCUUCCAAGCAGUGCUAUAUGUAGCACAAUUUAUUCUUACAGGAAAUGCACAAACGGUGAUAUGUAUUUUCUUAAGAAACCUUAAGUUCUUAUCUCCUGCAUCUGAGAUAAAUCUGGUGUAAUGGAGUAUAAGCCAAUCAAAAUGUUACGUUAACUUUUCGUUCGAUA